Molecule: messenger RNA, 2064 nt
Organism: Lachancea thermotolerans CBS 6340
Lineage: Eukaryota; Fungi; Ascomycota; Saccharomycetes; Saccharomycetales; Saccharomycetaceae
Gene: TMN2
Product: Tmn2p
Exons: 1
Coding region: 1-2064 (687 amino acids)
Biological process (GO): protein localization to membrane; vacuolar transport
Cellular component (GO): fungal-type vacuole membrane; endosome
Source: RefSeq, a predicted model, not a curated record
AUGGUAUCAGCGAUACUCUUGCUAUCGAUUUUAUGGGCUUCGCAGGUAAGUGGGUUCUACCUGCCUGGAGUUGCGCCGACUACGUACCAUGAGGGCGACGCUAUUCCUCUCUUGGUCAACCAUUUGACUCCCACGAUGUACUACCAGCACGCGGAUGAGGAUGGUAAUGACCUUGGAGACAAGGAAUCCCUCCUCUACUCAUACGAUUACUACUAUCCAAAGUUCCAUUUUUGCAGGCCGGAGAAGCUGGAAAAACAGCGCGAGUCGCUCGGUUCAAUCAUAUUCGGGGACCGAAUCUACAACUCGCCCUUCCAAAUCGAAAUGCUCAAAAACAAGGAGUGUGCCUCUCUGUGUUCAGAAUCAAUCCCCGCAGAUGACGCAAAGUUCAUCAACAAGCUUAUUACCAAUGGCUUUUUCCAAAACUGGCUGGUGGAUGGACUUCCAGCGGCUCGCAAAACAACCGAUGUCAGAACCAAGUCGGAGUUUUAUACGCCAGGCUUUGAACUCGGCUAUGUUGGUAUUGGGGGAUCUGAGCUCAGGAUGAACGGUCAAGGUGGUAGUCAAGAUGGAGACGAUUCUGGCUCCCAUGGGUCUACAAAGGAGGUGUCUGAGUCUGAUUACCUGGAUGCUCCUCCCGCAAAGAGGUCCCUCGCCAAGCGUAAGCAAGUCUCAAACACCAAAGAGUUAGUUAAGCAGUUAGAAACGCCAUACUUUGCCAACCAUUUCGAAAUUGAGGUGCAAUACCACGAUCGGGGGAAUGGCAACUACAGAGUUGUUGGUGUGAUUGUGAACCCAUAUUCCAUUAAAAGAGAAUCUCCUGACACGUGUGACAAGACCGGGGAAUUGUUGAAGCUCUCAGAGACUGAGGCUACUGAAGUUCACUUUUCUUACUCUGUGAAGUUUACUCCUUCCGAAACAGUCUGGGCUACCAGAUGGGACAAGUACCUGCAUGUUUAUGAUCCUAAAAUUCAGUGGUUUUCGCUAAUCAACUUCUCCCUAGUUGUUGUAUUUUUGUCAACUGUCAUGAUCCACCGCCUGUACGUUACUUUGACAGACGAUCUGUCCAGAUAUAACCAAAUUAACCUAGAUGAUGACUUCCAAGAAGAAACCGGAUGGAAGCUAAUCCACGGAGACGUCUUCCGCACCCCUGAAAGAUCUUUGAUUCUCUCCGUAUUGGUGGGGUCUGGAGCUCAACUAUUUUUGAUGGCGGCAUGUACCAUAGGAUUUGCGCUAUUAGGCUUGCUCUCUCCAUCAUCGCGUGGCUCACUCACUACAGUCAUGUUCAUCCUUUACGCAUUGUUUGGUUCUUUUGGUUCUUACACAUCCAUGGCUACGUACAAAUUCUUUGGCGGCCCCUACUGGAAAGUUAACAUGCUUCUCACCCCAAUCUUGGUUCCAGGUCUACUGUUUUGCGUUAUGUUGGCCUUGAACUUCUUCCUAGUUGUCGUCGAGUCAGCGGGCGCCAUUCCUUUUGGAACAAUGUGCGUUAUCGUUUUGCUAUGGUUCCUAUUUUCCAUUCCAUUAUCGGUGGCAGGCUCAUUGAUUGCCCGGAAGAAAUGCAAGUGGGAUGAGCACCCAACUAAAACAAAGCAGAUCCCAAGGCAGAUACCCUUCCAGCCGUGGUACUUGAAAACAGUUCCUGCAUCUCUAAUUGCUGGUAUUUUCCCGUUCGGUUCCAUUGCCGUGGAACUUUAUUUCAUAUAUUCCAGCUUGUGGUUCAAUAAGAUUUUUUACAUGUUUGGAUUCCUAUUUGUGUCGUUUCUACUUCUAACGCUGACGACUUCGCUAAUAACCGUGCUGCUUACGUAUUACUCUCUAUGCUUAGAGAACUGGAAGUGGCAGUGGAGAGGGUUUUGGAUUGGUGGGGCUGGCUGCGCGCUAUACAUGUUCAUCCAUGCCAUUUUGUUCACGAAAUUCAGAUUGGGCGGCUUCACAACAAUUGUGCUAUAUGUCGGUUAUUCCUUGGUCAUGUCUUUGCUCUCUUGUCUCAUCACUGGUACAGUUGGAUUUUUGAGCAGCUUGUGGUUUGUCAGGAGGAUCUAUUCGUCUGUCAAGGUGGACUGA